Molecule: messenger RNA, 1935 nt
Organism: Scatophagus argus
Lineage: Eukaryota; Metazoa; Chordata; Actinopteri; Scatophagidae
Product: transmembrane protein 79-like
Exons: 5
Coding region: 374-1567 (397 amino acids)
Biological process (GO): regulated exocytosis
Cellular component (GO): lysosomal membrane; trans-Golgi network membrane
Source: RefSeq, a predicted model, not a curated record
UUUCAUACACCUCCUCCCUUCCUGUUUGUAUAUUUAUACUUUAUACAUUUAGCUGAACUUGCUUAUAAUAAUCCGAAUAAUAAUAAUUGUACACAGACUUGUUAUUAUGUUAGUUAGUUGUUAUGAUUUAAUAUUUAUUCGGCCUUACUCUUAAUCAGCGGCACUCUUUUCCUUUAAGCAGAAUUUCACUCACCUGACGCGACCACACCUGAGCUGAACUUCCGCAGACUUUCAUAACAACAAUAAAGAAGAAGCAGGCGAAGAAGAAGAAGAAGAAGAAGCAGAAGCGCGAGGUGGGGAAGAGGAAGAUUAGAUCAAGUCCUUACGAUCUCCCCCCUGACAGACAGACAGACAGGGAGACAGACAGGUAGGCAUGUCUCUGCUGACAGACAAUAGUCUGGAAGACGCCCAGCACAUUACAGGAAGUACCAAGAUGGAAGACAGUGGAGGGACGAAGACCAGUCCGACUGAGGCAGAAGACAAGAUGGUGAAGUCUGCCAUGAUGGAGCCCAGCACCCUGCGAUGGCCUGGAGACAGACAAACAGGUGGCCAGACAGGUAAAGAUGACAGGAUGAGUGUGAGGUCAGAUAUUUCUCUACGAGAGGCGGCGAGUUGGACAGAAAGUGAGAGAGAGCUGUUGGUAGAGGGAGAGAGGAAGGGAGGAGUGGGUGAAGAGGAGGGGGCGGGGCUUAUGACACACCUGGAGGAGGAGGAGGAGAAGGAGCCUGUAGAGAACCACCUGCCAGAGAAAGCAGCUCAGGUGUUCAGUCCAGCAGUGACUGUCCUCCACUCGCCUUCCUCGCCCAGAGAGGAUAAUGCCUUCUGGGAAAUAGAGUCAGAGAAGAGCCCCUUCCUGGGUCCCCGAGGAGUGUCCCAGGACUACACCCAUCAUGGCUACCAGUAUGAGUGGGGCGAGGACACACCACCUGCCACAUAUGGGCAGGGUUGUCCCAGCAGGGACAUCCUGAAGAUGGGCGUGUCGCUGGUGACGUCAGCGCUGUUCUUCCCCUUCCUGGUGUGGGGGGGGUUUGUCUUUCUACCGUUUGACGCCCCCCUUCUGGAUGGCGCCCCCCACAGACUCGUCUACACGCUGCGCUGCUCCGUGUUCGCUGCCGUCCCCAUUGUCCUGGGUUGGCUGGUACUGGGGGUCAGUCGGCUCAGGUAUGGUGCGAUUCGGCCUCUGUUUGAUGACAAGGUGAAGGAGGCGGAGAUUCAGGAGGUCACCAUCCAUCGGCGUUUUGUCUCUGAUUCCACCUCGCUGUUCCUGAUCUACUUUCUCCAGCUGGUCGUCAUGGCGAUGUACCUGAGCCAGGAGCAGCUGAAGCUCGUCCCUCUGCUGACUGUCGUCUUUGCCUUUGGACGGCUGGUUUACUGGGUUGCCGCAGCUUUCAGCAGCAGCAUUCGCGGUUUUGGUUUCGGCCUCUCCUUCCUGCCAAGUCUCGCCAUGAUGGCUGCCAACAUCUACUUUAUCUUCACGGUGGAGGCGGCGGGAACCAUCUUCAGCCUCCCGCCUCCACCUGAGGAGGUGCUGCCUCCACCUGCUGGCAGACAGAGGUUCUGGGGAUGAGAGCUGAUUGUUAAUCUGUGACCUUCCUGUGAGGAUGAAGUUUAAACUUCAGUUUAAAGUUUUUAGGCAAUGUAUUGAAUAGCCCCGCCCACUCUGUGUAUAACCCCGCCCAUUACACCUGAUGUUGUUUCAUUCUCUUUGUUUUUGGUUGUUUCUGUCUUUUUGAAGAAGUUUUGCUGUUUAUCGACUUCCUGUUUACUUUCUGUGGUCUUCAGUCUGUUUCUGUUGGUCCAUUUUUUAACAUUUUAUUUUGUAAAAUCAGUUUUAUGAUCAUUAAAUAUUUGAUAAUGUUAAAAAAUAUAUCAGUAUGCUUCCGUUUUAUAUUUUACACAAGGUUUUACAUUUCACAAUAAAAGCAUAGACUUCAC